Messenger RNA from Odocoileus virginianus texanus, 1134 nucleotides. It is a transcript of the gene ZBTB42, whose product is annotated as zinc finger and BTB domain containing 42. Gene Ontology annotation, cellular component: nucleus. The record is from RefSeq and is a predicted model, not a curated record. Gene Ontology annotation, biological process: regulation of transcription by RNA polymerase II. Gene Ontology annotation, molecular function: DNA-binding transcription factor activity, RNA polymerase II-specific; protein binding. NCBI's taxonomy places the organism in Eukaryota, Metazoa, Chordata, Mammalia, Artiodactyla, Cervidae.
AUGGAGUUCCCGGAGCACGGCGGGCGGCUUCUGGGCCGCCUGAGGCAGCAGCGCGAGCUGGGCUUCCUGUGCGACUGUACGGUGCUGGUGGGCGAGGCGCGCUUCCCGGCCCACCGCGCCGUGCUGGCCGCGUGCAGCGUCUACUUCCAUCUCUUCUACAGGGACCGGCCCGCGGGCAGCCGCGACACGGUGCGGCUCAACGGCGACAUCGUUACGGCGCCUGCCUUCGGCCGUCUGCUGGACUUCAUGUACGAGGGCCGCCUGGACCUGCGCAGCCUGCCCGUCGAGGACGUCCUGGCCGCCGCCAGCUACCUGCAUAUGUACGACAUCGUCAAGGUCUGCAAGAACAGGCUCCGCGAGAAGGAGCGCGCGCUGCCCCCGGAGACGCCCGCCUCUGGGGUAGAGCUGCCGGGCCGGCCCCCGGGCCCUCCGUCUGCCUGGACCCCCGCGCCCACUCCAGCCUCUCUGAAGGCCAGGCUCCCUCCCGCUGGGCCAAAGGCCACCCGCCCUCCGACCGCACCGGGACCUCCCCCCUGGCAGGCGCCUGGAGAGUCAGACCGGGCCCUGGACCUGUCGCUGAAGCCCGGCCCGAAGAGGCCUCCCGUCUGCCCACCCUGCGUCCUCCAGACCGCCCCCUGCCGCCAGAAGCAGCCCGGGACCCAGCCAGUGGUGAAGGAGGAGCCAGACUCGGAGUCCGAGCCGGAGGAGGGCUGCAGCAGCCCUCGGAGCGCCCACAGCCCCCUGCGGCCCCCCGGUGUUCCCGCGGCGGAGCCCCUGGCCGGGCUUGGGGCUGCUACGCACCUCAGCGCCCACUUCCGCGAGCGGGACGGCGGCCGCGCGCGCCUCUCGCCCGACGGGGCGGCGCCCACAUGCCCGCUCUGCAGGAAGACCUUCUCCUGCACGUACACGCUGAAGAGGCACGAGCGCACGCACUCGGGCGAGAAGCCCUACACGUGCGUGCAGUGCGGCAAGAGCUUCCAGUACUCCCACAACCUGAGCCGCCACGCCGUGGUGCACACGCGCGAGAAGCCGCACGCCUGCCGCUGGUGCGCGCGCCGCUUCACGCAGUCGGGGGACCUCUAUCGCCACGUGCGCAAGUUCCACUGCGGCCUGGUCAAGUCCCUGCUGCUGUGA